AAAAAAUAAAUGCAUAUAAAUAUAUCGAACUCUACGACAAGGAAUCAUUGUACACAACGACUAUGGACACUCCGUCAACAUUAAUUUUUGAGUCAACGGAUCCCGCCAGACUUUCCAACAAGAUGCUGGCGGUAUUUUUAAAAAAUUUAUUCAGGUAUGGGAGGAAAGAAGUGAAGAUUGUGAACAAGAGAGUUCACUUGUAUUUGAAAUAUUCACCGAAGAAUGAAACGGUUCAGGGAAAAUUAAAAAAUCUUCCCGUCCGAUACCUGAGAGUGGCGGCCGAUGACGAGGAAGAAUUACAAUUGUUAUUGAAGGGGAUGCGUGAAUUCUCGGACGUCAAUUUUUAUGCGGCUGCCAUAGAGGAGGACGAACCGGUACCGGCUAAAAAAUUCAAGCCGGCUUCGGAAGAAGAGAAAAUAAAAAUUCUGGAAAACAGAAUUUUAAAAUCAGCCACCACUACGACGAUGACGACGACUACCACCACUCCCAGUACCAGCAAAGUUGAAGAUUUUUGCUUCGUUUUAGACGACGACGCGGAAGAGUUUGAAAGUCAAAAAUUUAGUGUAGUUAGUAAAUAAAAAUAUUAAAAAAUAUUCGAGUUAUAACUUGUUUAAUUUUUUCCA
Messenger RNA from Cylas formicarius (sweet potato weevil), 623 nucleotides. RefSeq lists its product as uncharacterized. The transcript has 2 exons. Bases 63 to 578 code for a protein of 171 amino acids. Lineage: Eukaryota; Metazoa; Arthropoda; Insecta; Coleoptera; Brentidae. The record is from RefSeq and is a predicted model, not a curated record.